Triticum aestivum (bread wheat) is the source of this 1685-nucleotide messenger RNA. Its product is annotated as collagen alpha-1(I) chain-like. The coding region runs from base 638 to 1393 and encodes 251 amino acids. The record is from RefSeq and is a predicted model, not a curated record. The transcript has 2 exons. Lineage: Eukaryota; Viridiplantae; Streptophyta; Magnoliopsida; Poales; Poaceae.
CCAUAACUUGGUAUCAGUCGCUAGCCAUAGCCUUCGAGGAUAUCUUCGGCUCCCCUUCCUCUCCGGCGACCCACUCCUCCUCCUUAGCUGCCCUCUCCUCUGGGACUUCCCCCACCGCUCCGGCUACUUCCUCUGCCAUCACCGCUGCUCUCUCCACCACCGCUGCCCCCUCCACCACCACUGCUCCCUCCUCUGGCCAGUCUUCCCUCAACAUCCACAAUGACCACAUCUCCUACUACAUCAAGUUCAAGUUGGAUCCAGCCGAAAACAAAUUUUCCAAGUGGCGCACCUUUUUCCGCAUCGUCCUCCUUCAGUACCGCGUCCAGGAUCAUGUCGACCGCCCUCCUUCGCGUAAUGCCGACGCCGACUGGCUCGCGGUCGACCAGCGCCUCGUCCUUUGGAUGCUCUUCACGCUGGACGAUCCCCUUCUGGAGCUCAUCUCCGGCCGUGUUCUUGACGCCUACACUGCCUGGCAGCGCAUCGCUGAUUACUUUCUGGCCAACCAGGGCGCCCAGAUCCUCCAUCUCACUCACCGGUACCGGAACCUGCAGCAAGAUGAUCUUCCCAUUGUCGAGUAUGCCUGCCGCCUCAAGGCCCUGGCGGACGUGGGCGUGCCGUCAGCGACAACGACCUCACCAUGCAACUUCUUCACGGCCUCGCCCCUCGCUUCGAGAUGAUCUGCAUCGUGCUGGGCGACACCAACCCGCUCCCGCCCUUCGGCGUCGUCCGCUCGUGCCUCGAGCUGGCAGAGUACAAUAUCUCCCUGCGCACGGCCACUGAUGGCGCCACCGCUCUUUCCAUCACCCACGGCGGCUCCGGCGGAUCGGGUGGCCCCGGUGGUCCCGGUGGCUCUGGCGGCUCCGGUGGCUCCGGUGACCGCGGCGGCUCACGCCCUCCUCCUGGCGAUCGCGCCGGUCCCGACGGCGCUCAUGGGCGUGGCGGCAGCUCCCUUGGUGGCUACAACGAUGAGCGCGGCCAUGGCCGAGGCCGUGGCCGUGGCCGCGGGCGCGCUGACUCGUCCGGUCGCCGCGCUCCACCGGCGUCCCCCGCCUCGUUCACGGGCUACUUCGCUCCGUACGGCAUGGCACUGCCGUCUCCCUGCCCCGGCUGGUCUGCACCCAACGCCGCGGGCGUGCUCGGUCCUCGCCCAGGCGUCCACUCGCAAGCCUAUCCUGUCAUGCUCUCUGGGCCUUCGCCGCCAUACUCCGCGCCGGCCGGACAGAUGCAGUUCCACCUGCCUGCGCCCUCAUGCGAUCAUGCUGCUCUCUUCAAUCACGCUGCCAAUCAGCCGGACUUCCCCUCCAACGAGUGGUAUAUGGACACCCGCGCCUCGUCUCACGUAACGGGGAACCGAGGAUCUUCGCACUCAGACGGUACUCAUGACGUCCAGUAGCUCCGGCGACCUUUACCCUAUUUUCAGCAAUAACUCCACCGGCAGUCGCGCUUUCUCCAUCACCACAAGCGAUCUGUGGCACCGGUGGCUCGGGCAUCCAGGCAAAUCUUCAUUAGCCAGCACUAUUAGCAUUUUUCUUUCAGAUUGUAAUAAACUCUGCUCCCUCCUUUUGUGAGGCAUGUCACCUUGGGCGCCAACCUCGUUUGGCCUUUCCUUCAUCCAAUAAUGUAACCACUGCUCCCUUUCAAUUAGUGCAUUGUGAUUUUGGACCUCCCCGGUCACAAGCUUCUCA